Molecule: messenger RNA, 692 nt
Organism: Brassicogethes aeneus
Lineage: Eukaryota; Metazoa; Arthropoda; Insecta; Coleoptera; Nitidulidae
Source: the annotation of a GenBank genome assembly
UACAUCCGUUUAACAGUUAACCAAGUUUAAUGAUUAUAUGUACUUUACUUCCACUCAUAGCACACUAAAAAUGAAUGGGAAACUUUUUUGUAUAUCUGUGUUCCUUGUGUUUAAUAUUAAUUUUACAUUUUGUGAUAAGAUUUUAUCGAGGAAAAGACGAUAUCUAACAUUUCCAGAAGGAUCCAGUUUAUCGGUGGCCAUUUGUAUGACAGCCCAGAUGGGAAUAACACCGGGAGAAAUAUUUACCGAAGGCAUUAAUUGGGGAAUAUCGUACGAAUUACCAAACGAUACUAAAUCUUUUAAGGACUUUAAAGAGCCAUUAGCUGCAACGAAGCGUAGAAACCGACGUGAUUUAUAUGGAAAAAUGGAAACUUUAAUUGAUUCCGUGGGGUAUAAUGGGAGAAGGUGUUUAUUGAGGGCGUUGUGUGAGACUUCGGAAAAACUAAUUUUCAAAGAAAAUAAUCUUUUAGAUAAAGUUUUAAGUAUUGUUUUCAGAUUUCCUCAGCAAAAGUUAUUGACAAACGAGCCAGAAGAGCACAGACUUUAUCACUGGGCAUCGAGAAUGGGAUUUGGAGACGAAAAGAAUGGAUGCGCGGAAUUCCAUGAUUGUCCCUUCUCCUUGAUUGAUAUGGCCUUGGGUUAUCACUCUUCGGUCGAGAAUUUUGUAUAGUUAUAAUAAAUUUUAUUGUUAA